GGGCAAUGCUCAACCUAUGAGCUUUAAGGGGGACUGUGAGGCUCUUGUUAUUUGUUAACAUUGCAGAAAGGAACAUUGAAACUUCACUCCUUCUGGGCCUUGAAUUGUGGAAAUAUUCUCAAUCUUACAUGCCAACUCAAGAAGUAAUUUUUAAUCUUAGAAGAUUAAAUAGAGCCUGGAGAUCACCUGGAAGUAAAGCUAUUUGAGAUUCUAUGAAGUUAAAAUUAAAAUUUAGUGUCUUGAAAGAAGCUCGUCUGAUCAAACCUUGUCACAGAAUUUAACGCCCAAAUGCGGAAUCGAGGCCACCUGGAAGUGAGAUCAAAAACAUUGUUGUGGCAACGAAAUGGCCGUUCACUUCAACUUUGGAAAUCUUAGUUAUAUUUUGAAGUGAAUAGAAGAUACUGCUUUAACCAAUCCUCAGAAGAAGAAAUCAUAUUCAAGGGAUAUUGCUUUUAUUCAAAAUGCCGGGUGCAAAAACUGGAUCAAAGGGAAAGAAGAAAAAGUCUGGGAAGCUUUCAAAAGCUGAGAAAGAAAGACUCAAAAGAGAAGAGGCAGAGAGGAAAGCACAAGAGGAGGAGGAAGCAAGACUGCGAGCUGAACAGGAAGCAAAGGACAGAGAAGAGAGAGAAAAACAGGAGCAAGAAGAGAGACGAAAACUUGAAGAGCAGGAAAGAGAAAGACACCAGGCAGAAAUUGAUCAGCUUCGUGAAAGAAUAGAGCAAAACAAGGAGAAUCUGCUGCAUUUUCAAAAGGAAAGGCGAGAGCAGGAAAAGUGGGAUAGGUAUAUGCUAUGUGAUGGAAGGCCCGAUCCCACGUCAAGCAAAGAACUGAACACGUACCUGAAUUUGUGGAAAGAUGAAAGCGAAUACAAAGAUUUUGCCGAUGUUUUGGAAGAAUGUGAACUCACUUUAGAGCUCAUAGCAGAAUUGCAGAGGGCAUUGGAAGAAGAUGAAGAUUUAUCAGAAAACGAGACACAAACAUACACAGAGUCUAUCAGAGAAAUGUAUUCUUUGCUGGAGGCAAAACUUGAUGAAGGGACAAUGUGGCUGUUAAAGAACCCAGGCGAUAACAUCAAUCCUGAGACAGAAAAUUUGCAGUGUAUUGUCCAAAGUAAGAACUUCAAAAUCUGCACUUGGGGAAACACAGCCAAAAACCCGAGGGUGAAGAGUGUGGACUUUCCAAGCGAGGGUUUCAUGAUCGAGAUUCCACGGUCCCUAGUUCUUGCUGACGUGGCUACACGCCUUCUGUACAGGAAUUACGACACAAUGUCACCCAGAUGUUCUACGUACUUGCCAAAAAGUAAGAAGGCAUCCGAGGCUGUGUCUUUGCCUCCAACCGAGACAGUCACAGAAGAGGAUAAGAGCGAGAAGGUAACUGAACCGGAGCCAUCGGUGCCGAAAACUCCGGAUACUGUUCUUCACAAUCCGGAACCGGUCAGAGAAAAGUCGAGCAGUCGAAAAAGCCGCAAAAGCGCAAGUAGGUCAAGUCUUGCGAGUGCAAAGGAAAAACAACAAGAGAUCAAGGAAGAGGAACCGAAAAAAGAAGAAGUUGCAGAAAUGGAGGAUAAACCUACCGAAUCUGAAAUAAAGACUUUUGAAGAGGACGAUGAAGAUCUGCUAGACGAAGAUGUCGUUGAUUUGCGAUCGUUUUCACCAAUGGGCCCUGUUGCGUUUAUUGAGCUGCUAGAAUUGCCACCGCAGAAGCAAAAAGUUGAUCACUGGUACAUGCAACAAAUUGUUUCAUCUGAUCUUAAGAGGCUAAACUAUGCAGUGCAUGGUGCUUCCCAAGGGAAGUCGUUGAACGAGUCGCAAUAUAUUGACCAAGAAAGCCGCCAUAUUGGCUCAGCUAAAAGCAGUUCUUCCAUUCCAAGCACGCCGAACGUUAGCAACCUGAAACCCAUCGCAAUAACUCUUAAAUUGCCAAGUGACGUCAUGUUUUUUGAGCAACCACAACUUGCGCGAUGGGACGAGGUUUCUUGUCACUGGAAGCUUGAUGGUUUCAAUGAUACGAUGUACGACGAAGGGAACCGAACAAUAUCAUUCAAAACGUGUCAUUUUGGAGCCAUUACGAUAGUACAGGAUUUGUACCUAAACAUGCCAUUCCAGUCCUGGGAGCUGAGACCAUUGUCAUUAAAUAACUGCACACUGACUGUUGUUGCUGCCAACGUAGAUGCUGAGAUUGAGAUCAAGGGAGCCCAGUGUUGCUUGAGAAAGCCUGAUGACAGUGAAGCUCUGAAGGGAUGGCUAGGUGAAUGGAUGGCUCCCAAGAUCCUUAUCAAUAAACUGAGGGCUUCGGGAAUUAAUAUAUUUCCAGCGCAAGAUGGCGAGAAGUACGUCAGCAUAUGUAAAAAGGACCCAGAGUUUGUAGAUAGUGUAUACGAGCAACUUGCAUUGUCAUCGUCAGCCUAUGCAUACUGCUGGAGCAAAUGGAAUGGAGUAGAGGAAUGCCCCGAGGAUACCAUUGUACUUGGUGCCGUCGAAUGGUGCAAAGAUGAGCAACCAACUGAGGAGGAUUAUGUUCUAUACAUGGCCUCUACAAGAAUUUGCUACAAACUGGCAAUGGGAGAAUUCGAUGAAAACUUUUCAAAGGACAUAGCAGAAAAUACACAGAUGCACCCUGGCUUAUUUCACAUGGUGCAAGAUAAGGGAAACGAAACAGCCAAACAGCGUGUUAUGGACACAUCUUUCCGCUAUGCAGAUUGCGUGUACCAGCUUUUGAAAGCGACUAAUGUUCUUGUCUAUUCUUAAUCUAACAGUCCUUGUCGAUCUAUCCAUCCUUCGAUGCUUUUUCUUUUUGAAAUAUUAUAAGGUUGUAAGAUAUUGUAUAUAAUCAUUCAUCAAACUUUGAUCUA
Rhopilema esculentum is the source of this 2851-nucleotide messenger RNA. Its product is annotated as dynein axonemal intermediate chain 7 homolog. The record is from RefSeq and is a predicted model, not a curated record. Gene Ontology annotation, molecular function: microtubule binding; beta-tubulin binding. Gene Ontology annotation, cellular component: axoneme. NCBI's taxonomy places the organism in Eukaryota, Metazoa, Cnidaria, Scyphozoa, Rhizostomeae, Rhizostomatidae.